This is a messenger RNA of Verticillium nonalfalfae, 1989 nucleotides long. RefSeq lists its product as uncharacterized. The transcript has a single exon. NCBI's taxonomy places the organism in Eukaryota, Fungi, Ascomycota, Sordariomycetes, Glomerellales, Plectosphaerellaceae. The coding region runs from base 1 to 1989 and encodes 662 amino acids. The record is from RefSeq and is a predicted model, not a curated record.
AUGACGAUGCGCAUACCGUUACCCAACAGCAUCGCGUCAUGUCGGCCGACGCGCCGCAUGGUGCGGGCCAUCGUCACAUGGAUCCUGCUGACGGGUGUGUCCGUCUUCAUCCUCAUCAGCGGCUACCUCUUCCACGACGACAUCCACUCCAAGAGCACCCGCUACCUCAACGGCGGCGCCGCCGACUACUUCAAGGUUCCCUACAACUACAGCGCCGCCGCCGACUACCACGUCAUCGACUGGCUGAUCCACGAGGCCCGCGCCAACCACGAGCGCCUGCUUCACAAGCGCGCCCUCACCCUCGCCGUCGCCGCCAAGCGCUACCGCGAACGCCGCGGCAGGCAUCCCCCGCCGGGCUUCGACCGCUGGUUCCAGCACGCCCUCCAGGACGACUCGAUCAUUAUUGAGGACUUCUAUGACCGCGUCUACCACGACCUGACGCCCUUCUGGGCCGUCGAUGCCAACCUCCUCGCCGAGCAGGCGAGCUACCGCUACGAUGUCAUCAGGAUACGCGGCGGCGUCAUGGUCGCCGUCGAGACCGAGGACAACGACCCCGUCGCCACGCCGCUGUGGGCCGAGCUCAUCGGCGAGGUCGCCGCCUACCUGCCCGACAUGGACAUACCCCUCAACGAGAUGAACGAGCCCCGCGUCCUGGUGCCCUUUGAGAAGAUGGCCGAGUACGUCGCCAAGGAGCGCGCCACCCGCGCUCUCGUGGGCAAGGACCUCGUCUCCGCCGACUACGUCGGUCUCGCCGCCGUCGAUUCGGCCCGCGACGAGAGCCCGAUCCUGGCCGUCAAAUGGCUUGGCGAGGCCGAUGCCCGCUACUGGGACCUCGUCCGCGCCGCCUGCGAGCCCGGCACCCCCUCGCGCGACGUGCCCGCCCUGACCAACCUGACCGCGUCGUCGCCCCCGCCCACGCUGCCGUACGAAUGGAUCGCGCCCUUCACGCAGCAGGGCUACGUCGAGAACUUUACGCGCGCCGCCGACCUCUGCCUCCAGCCUCACCUGCGCGCCUUGCACAGUGACUUUGUCGAGCCCUUUGACGUCAAGACGACGCGCGAUCUCAUCCCCAUCUUCACCGGCGGCAAGCUCGGCGUCAACAACGACAUUUUGCUGCCGAGCACUGCCUACCUCGAGGGCGAAAACACGAACCGCAUCGCCCACCUGCUGGGCCCGCUGUGGAAGGACAAGAAGGACCAGCUCGUCUUCCGCGGCAUCGCCUCGGGCGGCCGCACCGACGACAGUCCCUGGCGCCACUUUCACCGCCAUCGCCUCGUCGAGAUGCUCAACGGCACCGCCGUGCACCGCAUGGAGCUCGACGCCGCUGCCCACGGCAACACGUUUGACUUUCCGCCGCCCGCGUACUACGGCACGGAGCGCCGCCGCCUGCAAAAGGUCGGCGCCUGGCUGUCCAAGUUCGCCUCGGCUGGCUUCACCAUGUUCGCCUGCGGCGACGAGGCCACGCUGCAGGAGGCGCCGUGCCCUGCCCUGGCCCCCCACGUCCGCAGCACGCCCGCGCCCCGCAAGGGCAAGGCUGCCGACUUUGUGGCCAAGUACAUACCGCUCGUCGACCGCGAGCGCGGUGAGGGCGGCGUCGCCGGCCGCUUCCGCCACACGCUGCUGAGCACGAGUGUGCCCCUCAAGGCGACCGUCUACGCCGAAUGGCACGAUGACCGCCUCGUGCCGUGGCUGCACUUUGUGCCGCUCGACAACACGUUCCGCGACCUGUACAACGUGCUCGACUACUUCACCGACGGCGACGCCGAGCGCGACGACCGUGACGCCGGCGUCUGGGGCCGUGUCGGCAUUGGUCGCAUCAAGCGCGGCGACAAGGCCGCGCGUUGGAUCGCCGAGUCGGGCCGCGCCUGGGCGUCGCGCGUUCUGCGGUGGGAAGACAUGCGCCUCUAUGUGUGGCGGCUGCUGCUCGAGUGGGCGCGCGUCUGUGACGAGAACCGGGAGAAACUGGGUUUCGUCGGUGACCUGCUGUAA